AUUCAGAGUCCAGAGUGCUAACCAUUACACCAUGGAACCGCACGUCCAAUUGGUGCUAGUUUAAAGUUUUACAAAUAUUACUAUUUAAGUAUUAAGUCACACGUAUAUUUUAUCACACGCAUAAACUGAAACUCUUUAACUUUAUUCGACCAUUAUUGAGUAAAGUUGUUACCUCCUUCUAGAGUUAGCGGCUCUGUUUGUUGAUACCUUUAGGCAAGUUAGAUACAAGAAGUUGAGCAAUAAGGAAAACUGGAGUUUGGGCUUCUGAAUAAAACAUUGCAUUUUAAAACACACCGUUUAACAUGAACGGGAACACAAUUAAAUGCGUCAUUAAUUAAAUAAUGAAGGUAUUGGUAAGUAGUAUUUUGUUAUUAUGAUAUUUUAGUUGGAUUAAGUGACAGAAAAUGCGCGUAGUGAAAACGGCAACUCUUAUUUUGAAAAACAAAGGGAGGAAAUUGUCACAAAUUCUUGAUCCGGACCAACUUGAUUUUGGUUCCUGCUGGCCCGUGUUGUCAGCCACGUCACCCCCUCUGAAAUAACUUCUUUCCUGCCAGCGUCCGUGGACGCAGAAGAACUGGGGAGCGGAACCAGAACACUUCCACCUGCGUCCACACGUGCUGAGAUAAAACACGUCCGUGUGAGCUCUGUGCAACUUUUCAUUUCACGCAGCUCGUGUUUGAGGCCCGUUGGGACUUGGAUUCCAAACGAACCUCCAGCUCAACGUAAACAUGAAUAUCUUCCGCUUGGCCGGCGACAUGUCGCAUCUGGUGGCGAUCCUCAUCCUGCUGCUGAAGAUCUGGAGGUCCAGGUCGUGCGCUGGCAUUUCGGGGAAGUCUCAGGUGCUGUUCGCGCUCGUCUUCACCACCAGGUACCUCGACUUGUUCACAUCCUUCAUCUCUGCCUACAACACAGUGAUGAAGGUGGUCUUCCUGGCGCUGUCCUACGCCACCGUCUACCUGAUCUACAUGCGCUUCAGGAACUCGUACGACUCGGAGAACGACACGUUCCGCGUGGAGUUCCUGCUGGUGCCGGUCAUCGGCCUGUCCUUCCUGGAGAACUACUCCUUCACCCCCAUGGAGAUCCUCUGGACCUUCUCCAUCUUCCUGGAGUCCGUGGCCAUAAUGCCGCAGCUCUUCAUGAUCACCAAGACCGGCGAGGCCGAGUCCAUCACCAACCACUACCUGUUCUUCCUGGGCCUGUACCGGGCCCUCUACAUCGUCAACUGGGUGUGGCGCUACCACACGGAGGGCUUCUUCGACCAGAUCGCCGUGGUGUCUGGAGUCGUGCAGACCAUUUUCUACUGCGACUUCUUCUACCUUUACGUGACCAGAGUUCUUCGAGGACGAGGAAAGAUGUCUCUGCCGGUGCCCAUUUAAAGCAGCCGCCCAUCGGCGCCGGCGCGUACGUCUGUGGGACCGACGGACGGGCCGACAUCAGACGAGGGCUCGUCUACAAACUGAAACUCUUCUGUCUGAUUGUUACUGUGUGUGAGUGUGUGUGUGUGUGUGUGUGUGUGUGUGCGCAGUUCUGAUGAUGUUUGUUCUGUAUGUCGGGUUCUAUUUUUACUAGAUGUUACUGUUCUGAUCCGUGCGUGCGUGUGUGUGUGUGUGUGUGUGUGUGUGUGUGCGGUUCUACAGAGUGCUAGGACAUCAGACCCGCUGAACGUUCCUGAUUUCAUGCAGCUCUCUGAUGGUUUGCAGCAUUACUUUAACACGUUUCUAGGCUUUGUCCAGACUUGGCCACAGACUUGUUGUAUUUUUAUAUUUGUAUGUUGUGACCCACCAAGUGUCUUCUUCCUUCAACACUCCCUGAACGUUUACCGUCCUCUGAGCUGCCACGUCUUGUUUUCUGCACUUUUGCAUUUCAAUGGGAAAUAAGGGCUAAAUGUUCUGACUCAUCAAACCAAAGAUGGAACAAAAAGUUAAGCGAACUUUUGUUUUUUCUAGAUGUAAAAUAGGAAACAGUAUCAGGAUGUCCUCAGUUGCUUGUAAUUAAUCAGAUUAACACAAGUUUUAUCAUUUUACUGACGUAACCUUUAUUAUAAUGAGCUCAACUCAAA
Betta splendens (Siamese fighting fish) is the source of this 2059-nucleotide messenger RNA. RefSeq names its product KDEL endoplasmic reticulum protein retention receptor 3 (gene kdelr3). Bases 729 to 1376 code for a protein of 215 amino acids. Gene Ontology annotation, molecular function: ER lumen protein retrieval receptor activity. Gene Ontology annotation, cellular component: endoplasmic reticulum; cis-Golgi network; membrane. NCBI's taxonomy places the organism in Eukaryota, Metazoa, Chordata, Actinopteri, Anabantiformes, Osphronemidae. The transcript is spliced from 5 exons. The record is from RefSeq and is a predicted model, not a curated record. Gene Ontology annotation, biological process: endoplasmic reticulum to Golgi vesicle-mediated transport; protein retention in ER lumen.